GCCCCGGGGGGGCGAGCGCGAAGGCGGGGGCUCGGGCCCGCCGCGCCCCCAUGCCGCGGUGAGCACUCGCGCUCGGCGCACUUGUCGCCGCUCCGCGCCAGCCCCAGCGAGCCGGCUCUCCCCGCCCCGCCAGCCCGGGCCCUACCUGCGGCCGCCGUCGGGGGAGGGGGGUCCCCCCAGCUCUGCGGAGCCGCAUGAACAAUAGGCGGCGGCGGUUCCUGCGGGCGGCGGCAGCCCCGCACCCUAUGGAUCGGCCGCUCCAUGGAGCCCUCCAGAGCGCUUCUCGGCUGCCUGGCGAGCGCCGCCGCUGCCGCCCCGCCGGGGGAGGAUGGAGCGGGGGCCGCGGCCGAGGAGGAGGAGGAAGAGGAGGAGGAGGCGGCGGCGGCCCCCGGGGAGCUGGGUUCCGAAGCACCGCUGCCCUACUGGACGGCGGUGUUCGAGUACGAGGCUGCAGGCGAGGACGAGCUGACCCUGCGGCUGGGCGACGUGGUGGAGGUGCUGUCCAAGGACUCGCAGGUGUCCGGCGACGAGGGCUGGUGGACCGGGCAGCUGAACCAGCGGGUGGGCAUCUUCCCCAGCAACUACGUGACCCCGCGCAGCGCCUUCUCCAGUCGUUGCCAGCACGGCGGCGAGGACCCCAGUUGCUACCCGCCCAUUCAGUUGUUAGAGAUUGAUUUUGCGGAGCUAACCCUGGAAGAGAUUAUUGGCAUCGGGGGCUUUGGGAAGGUCUAUCGUGCUUUCUGGAUAGGGGAUGAGGUUGCCGUGAAAGCAGCUCGCCAUGACCCCGAUGAGGACAUCAGCCAAACCAUAGAGAAUGUUCGCCAGGAGGCCAAGCUCUUUGCCAUGCUGAAGCACCCCAACAUCAUUGCCCUUAGGGGUGUGUGUCUGAAGGAACCCAACCUCUGCUUGGUCAUGGAGUUUGCACGCGGAGGGCCUUUGAAUAGAGUGUUAUCUGGGAAAAGGAUUCCCCCGGACAUCCUGGUGAACUGGGCUGUGCAGAUUGCCAGAGGGAUGAACUACUUACAUGAUGAGGCAAUUGUCCCCAUCAUCCACCGUGACCUUAAGUCCAGUAACAUACUGAUCCUCCAGAAGGUGGAGAAUGGAGACCUGAGCAACAAGAUUCUGAAGAUCACUGAUUUUGGCCUGGCUCGAGAAUGGCACCGAACCACAAAGAUGAGCGCAGCAGGGACAUAUGCUUGGAUGGCACCCGAAGUCAUCCGUGCCUCCAUGUUUUCCAAAGGCAGUGAUGUGUGGAGCUACGGGGUGCUGCUUUGGGAGCUCCUGACUGGCGAGGUGCCCUUCCGAGGAAUCGAUGGCUUAGCCGUAGCCUAUGGAGUGGCCAUGAACAAGCUCGCUCUUCCCAUUCCUUCUACGUGCCCAGAACCUUUUGCCAAACUCAUGGAAGACUGCUGGAAUCCCGACCCUCACUCACGACCAUCUUUCACAAAUAUCCUGGACCAGCUAACUACCAUAGAGGAGUCUGGUUUCUUUGAAAUGCCCAAGGACUCCUUCCACUGCCUGCAGGAUGACUGGAAACAUGAGAUUCAGGAGAUGUUUGACCAACUCAGGGCCAAAGAAAAGGAGCUCCGCACCUGGGAGGAGGAGCUGACGCGGGCCGCGCUCCAGCAGAAGACGCAGGAGGAGCUGCUGCGGCGCCGCGAGCAGGAGCUGGCCGAGCGGGAGAUCGACAUCCUAGAGCGGGAGCUCAACAUCAUCAUCCACCAGCUGUGCCAGGAGAAGCCCCGGGUGAAGAAACGCAAGGGCAAGUUCAGGAAGAGCCGGCUGAAGCUCAAGGAUGGGAACCGCAUCAGCCUUCCUUCCGAUUUCCAGCACAAGUUCACGGUUCAGGCCUCCCCCACCAUGGAUAAAAGGAAGAGUCUCACCAACAGCCGCUCCAGUCCUCCUGCGAGCCCCACCAUCAUUCCUCGCCUUCGAGCCAUCCAGUUGACACCAGGUGAAAGCAGCAAAACCUGGGGCCGGAACUCAGUCGUCCCCAAAGAAGAAGGGGAGGAGGAGGAGAAGAGGGCCCCCAAGAAGAAAGGACGGACGUGGGGGCCAAGUACACUUGGUCAGAAGGAGCUUGCCUCGGGAGACGAAGGAUCCCCUCAGAGACGUGAGAAAGCUAAUGGUUUAAGUACCCCAUCAGAGUCUCCACAUUUCCACCUGGGCCUCAAGUCCCUGGUAGAUGGAUAUAAACAGUGGUCGUCCAGUGCCCCCAACCUGGGGAAGGGCCCGAGGAGUAGCCCAGCCCUGCCAGGGUUCACCAGCCUUAUGGAGAUGGAGGAUGAGGACAGCGAAGGUCCCAGGAGUGGAGAGAGUCGUCUACAGCAUUCACCCAACCAGUCCUACCUCUGUAUCCCGUUCCCUCGCGGAGAGGAUGGGGAGGGCCCCUCCAGUGAUGGAGUCCACGAGGAGCCCACCCCAGUCAAUUCAGCCAACAGUACCCCUCAGCUGACGCCAACUAACAGCCUCAAGCGGGGUGGCACCCACCACCGCCGUUGUGAGGUGGCUCUGCUUGGCUGUGGGGCUGUUCUCGCGGCCACAGGCCUGGGCUUUGACCUGCUUGAAGCUGGCAAGUGCCAGCUGCUUCCCCCAGAGGAGCCUGAGCCACCAGCCCGGGAGGAGAAGAAGAGGCGUGAGGGUCUUUUCCAGAGGGCCAGCCGUCCUCGUCGGAGCACCAGCCCCCCAUCCCGGAAGCUCUUCAAGAAGGAGGAGCCCAUGCUGUUGCUAGGAGACCCCUCUGCCUCCCUCACGCUGCUUUCUCUCUCCUCCAUCUCGGAGUGCAACUCCACCCGCUCCCUGCUGCGUUCCGACAGUGACGAGAUCGUGGUGUACGAGAUGCCCAUCAGUCCGGUUGAAGCCCCACCCCUGACCCCUUGCACCCACAACCCCCUGGUCAAUGUCCGAGUGGAACGCUUCAAGCGAGACCCUAACCAAUCCCUGACUCCUACCCAUGUCACCCUUACGGCCCCCACGCAGCCCAGUGGUCACCGGCGGACUCCUUCUGAUGGGGCCCUCAAGCCAGCGGCUCUCCUAGCCAGCAGGAGCCCCUCCAGCAAUGGGUUGAGCCCCAGCCCAGGAACAGGAAUGUUGAAAACCCCCAGCCCCAGCCGAGACCCAGGUGAAUUCCCCCGUCUCCCUGACCCCAAUGUGGUCUUUCCCCCGACCCCAAGGCGCUGGAACACACAGCAGGAUUCUACCCUGGAGAGACCCAAGACCCUGGAGUUUCUGCCUCGGCCACGUCCUUCUGCCAACCGGCAACGGCUGGACCCUUGGUGGUUUGUGUCCCCCAGCCAUGCCCGUAGCGCCUCCCCAGCCAACAGCUCCAGCACGGAGACACCUAGCAACCUGGACUCCUGCUUCGCUAGCAGCAGCAGCACUGUGGAUGAGCGGCCCGGACUCCCGGCCCUGCUCCCGUUCCAAGCAGGGCCGCUGCCCCCUGCUGAGCGGACGCUUCUGGACCUGGACGCAGAGGGCCAGAGUCAGGACAGCACCGUGCCGCUGUGCAGAGCCGAACUGAACACACACAGGCCCGCCCCUUAUGAGAUUCAGCAAGAGUUCUGGUCUUAACACGAAAAGGGUUGGGGGCGGGCAAGGGGGAAGCAGGAGGAGAUGGGGGGAGCUGGCUGGCACAGCCCUUUCUCGGAGUUGGACCCCCUGAAAUCCAGCCCUACUUCUUGCACUGAUAAUGCACUUUGAAGGUGGAAGGGAUGGAAGCAGGGCCACUUCAGAGGGUCCCCUGCCCUGUAGGGCCUUUCUACCCAUGUCCACUGGAAGGGGCUGCGGCCAUCAGCUCUGGCUGUGUAGGGGAGGGAGGGGUGCGUGCAUGUCCCCCACCCUCCACAGUCUUCCUCGCCUUUACGGUGACUCUGCGGGGUCACUCAGCCAAAUCUGUCUGCUGCCCCCUCUCCUCAGCCCCCUGGGUAAGUCUGGAGCCUGUCCCGGAGUCCUUUUGUUAGCCCUGAGUUCAGCCUUCCCAAACACCAGUAUUGGAUGAUCUGUGAUUGAUUUUGCUCCUCUUCCACAUUCUUCCCCAGCACCCAUGAAUCAGAGUCUCAUCUGGUGUGAGAUACACGCUUUUCUGUGCCCUAAGCCCUUACGUGCCCGCUGGAGGACUGAAGGCAAAGUGCCCCAGUGUGGGACGUAGGAGUUGAGGGACCUGGUACUUACCCGCCUGCCCUUCCAGGUGCCCCGCUUAUUUAUUUGAGCCCCACAGGGGUAAGGGGACCUGGGGGGAGGAGAGGGAAUUAGGAAAAACAGAGUCGAGUGGCAGCAAAGAAGGUAACAGAGUCUGCCCUUGUUCCUUUCGGAAACACACAAAUAAAGGCAGAAACCAGCA
Herpailurus yagouaroundi (jaguarundi) is the source of this 4339-nucleotide messenger RNA. RefSeq names its product mitogen-activated protein kinase kinase kinase 9 (gene MAP3K9). The transcript has 12 exons. The record is from RefSeq and is a predicted model, not a curated record. Gene Ontology annotation, biological process: protein phosphorylation. The coding region runs from base 262 to 3570 and encodes 1102 amino acids. Gene Ontology annotation, molecular function: ATP binding; protein binding; JUN kinase kinase kinase activity. Lineage: Eukaryota; Metazoa; Chordata; Mammalia; Carnivora; Felidae.